AUGAAAAAAACUCCAGAAAAAGUACUUAACCUAUUAACUGACUGGAUGAUAAAUCAGAAUGGACCAACAUUCCGUAAAUUAAUCCGCAAUGGAUAUAGACAUAAACUGGCAGUAAUACCACCACCCGAAAUAUUACAAAACAGACUGGAUAUAUAUCACAAAUAUCUUAUAACUGUUGAAUCGUGCCAGAAUUUAUUUGGAUAG
Scutellospora calospora is the source of this 204-nucleotide messenger RNA. Lineage: Eukaryota; Fungi; Glomeromycota; Glomeromycetes; Diversisporales; Gigasporaceae. The record is from the annotation of a GenBank genome assembly.